Molecule: messenger RNA, 1635 nt
Organism: Sungouiella intermedia
Lineage: Eukaryota; Fungi; Ascomycota; Pichiomycetes; Serinales; Metschnikowiaceae
Source: the annotation of a GenBank genome assembly
AUGUCUGAAAUACUCGCUGUUAUCUUUCCACUAGAAAUCAUUAACAACAUUAUUCUUUUCUUUUCCGAGAAAGCAUUACAAACAUUCUACGAUGGAAUAUUUAAGGAUCCGUUGCUUCAGUCACUUGUUUUGUACAGAAAGUAUAGAAAAGUGAAAGUUGAUUGUUUGGAGCAACUAGUGGAAGCAGCAAGCUUUAAUGCUCCUAUAGGCACGAUGUAUUUGAAUUGGAAGGACGAGUACCUCAGAUUUUUCAAGGUGAAUCCUUCAUUCCUUUCAAGAAUCUCUGAUGUCAAACUAGUUGCUGAUUGUCAAAAAGCUUUUAUGAUACUAAGGGAGGUCAUGUUUCGUAAGAUUUCACAUUUAGAAUUCAAAAAGACCAAAGUCUUUGAUCCCUCUCUCAUUUCUCGUGACUUGAAACUGAUCUCCAUCAGUUUCAGUAAUUUUCCAAGGCCGAGAAUUUUGAAUCGAUGGCCACCUUCAUUGACUUGCUUGAAGAUUUCUGGACACAGCAACUUGACUCUCAUAGAGCUUCCGAUGGGUCUCAGAGAGCUCAGUUGUUGUAAUCUGGAUUUGUCUUGGAACCUGUUCCCAUCAAAACUAGAAACAAUAUCACUCUCCUCGAUUUCAAAAUUCGCUUCAAACCAAGUAGUAUUUCCGGAAGGGCUAAAGGAGUUAAAGAUUGCUUAUUUUCCAGAUCUCGAUAUUGAAGAGUUUGGAACCAGACUUCCUCGGUGGUUGAAAAAGUUUACAUUAGAAUUUUCCAUCGGUAACAGAAUAUCGUACUUAAAGUUCCCCGACUCACUUGAAGUUCUAGAUCUUUCGUGCUGUGAUAUUUCGAGCAUUAAGGGUUCAAUAUUUCCUAUGUCUCUCGUUGAACUCUAUUUGGUAUCUAACAAGAUCGAGGAGUUGCUGAAAUUGAAGUUUCCAGAAACCCUUAGGGUAUUAAAUUUGAACGAUAACUGCAUAGGUACGUUUGAUCAUGCCGAAUUUCCGAAUCUGCUUCGGGAGUUAUAUGCAUCUGGAAAUCAACUUACUAGUUUGGAUAGAGCUUCGUUUCCUGAUUUGGAACUCCUUGACAUCUCAGUCGAGUCUAGAUUGAAUAUCAAGAGUAUUCGAAACGUCAAAUUUCCUUCCACACUCAAAAUUUUAAGAGCAAGGGGACAUUCCAUUAGAGACUGUAGGCGAACUUCAUUUCCUGAAGGUUUGAAGGAAUUGGAAAUAACGGUCAAGGGAAAAUCUCAAAGACUAUCUUUCCCACCUGAGUUAGAAUUUCUUGAUCUAACACUUCCAGAAUCUUGGAAAUCCAAGCUUUCUUACCUCGAGUUACCUGCAACACUACAAGAUCUUAGAAUUGAAAAUGGAAGCUGUAUUGAAUUCGACUGGAAGCUCCCUCUCUUGCAAAAAAUGACCUUGAGUUCUAUCAAAGGUAGAGUUAAGGUUCCUCUGUCAGUCAGUAGGCUCUCUCUAUUUGUUCGCCGUGGAGAGGACUUAAAAAGCUUAGUGCUUUCUCAGAAGUUGGAUGAGUUUCAAAUCAGCUGUCACUUUGGCCACUUUUAUGACGAAGUGAUCACUAUAAUGCGACAUCAACAGGGGAAAGAACACGGAUGGAGGAGAAGACUCAUGUUAUCAUUUUGA